This is a messenger RNA of Ceratina calcarata, 3909 nucleotides long. RefSeq lists its product as uncharacterized. The record is from RefSeq and is a predicted model, not a curated record. NCBI's taxonomy places the organism in Eukaryota, Metazoa, Arthropoda, Insecta, Hymenoptera, Apidae. The transcript has a single exon. Gene Ontology annotation, molecular function: nucleic acid binding; aspartic-type endopeptidase activity. Bases 1 to 3909 code for a protein of 1302 amino acids. Gene Ontology annotation, biological process: DNA integration; proteolysis.
AUGACGGUCACCGCGAGAUCCACAGCUCUGCUGGCCACUGCAAAGGUGCGAGUCGAAGGUCCGACUGGAGACUUCCUGGACCUCCGUGCACUUCUAGAUACCGGGUCAGAUAUAUCCAUCGUGAGUACCUGGGUGGUGCAAGCCUUGCGCCUCUCACGGCGACCGGUCCGGGUGGCCAUUUCUGGAAUCCAGGAAAAGGAGAGCGGUAUAUCGAGUUCGGAGGUAGACAUACUGGUACGGUCCAGAAUAGAUCCGGGCUUCAGUCUACCGGUGCGAGCCUUGGUCCUUCGUAAGCUCACUUCUUGCUUGCCAUCGCAGCCAGUAUCAUUAAAAUCCUGGCCACACUUGGCGGGGCUAACGCUGGCGGAUCCGGACUUCGGACUUCCCGCCCGCGUUGAUUUAAUUCUUGGCGCUGAUGUGUGUGGCGAGCUGUUACAGGACAGUUCGCGUCAUGGACCUCGCGGGACUCCGAUUGCCAAACAAACUCCCUUCGGCUGGGUAUUGAUGGGGCCUGUUCCAGAUGACUCCAGUCAAAAUAGCAUGACCGUCCGCAGCCUUCAUUGUCGUUCCGAAGAGACGACGAAUUCUAUUCUUCAACGUUUUUGGGAGUUGGAGGAGCUAAAUUAUCCGCCCCCCUUGAGUGAGGAAGAUGAACGCACUGAGCAGCAUUUUAAAGACACGCACGACCGGCUACCUUCCGGUCGGUACAGGGUCCGAUUGCCGUUCAAACUGGAUCCAGAAAAGAAUCUGAGUCAUUCUCGGGCAACCGUACUCCGACUGCUGUUAAAUUGCGAGCGGCGUGUUGCCAACAAUCCCGCUUUAGCCUCAAAGUAUGAGCAAUUUAUGGAGGAGUACCUCUCGUUAAAGCACAUGGAGCCGGCGAAGCAAUCGGAGACUCGUAAGUCAUACUACCUCCCGCAUCACGCGGUGACAAAGAAGCACGAUCCCUCUGGAAAGCUUCGGGUCGUCUUCAACGCUUCUUUUCCUACUGCGACGAGGUAUUCGUUGAACGACUGCUUAGCGGCCGGUCCUAAACUGCAGUCGGAUUUAUGGAUGGUCCUAACCAGAUGGAGGCUUUAUAAGGUGGUAUUCACUACCGAUAUAGUAAAGAUGUUUCGGCAGAUUCAGGUACAUCCUGAGGACACGGAUUGGCAGCGAAUCCUUUGGCGCAUUCGCCCGGACGAUCCAGUCCAAGAUUACCGACUGACCACCGUCACAUACGGCACAGCUUGUGCGCCAUUUUUAGCCCUCCGAGUACUUCGUCAGCUGGCUGAAGAUGAGAGAGAGCGUUAUCCUGCUGGGGCGAAUAUUAUAGAGAGCCACUCUUACGUGGACGACAUCCUCGCAGGCGCCGAAGAUGAAAACCAGGCUCGAUCGCUGAGAGAGGAAGUAAUUUCCAUCUUCAGGGCCGGAGCUUUUGAGCUCAGCAAAUGGGCCUCGAAUAUGCCGGAGUUAAAGGAACAGGACUCGGAUUCUCGUCUGUUUCAGGACGUUGCUGGAGUUAGCACCCUGGGAGUUCUAUGGACCCCGGAAAGAGACACCUUCUCUCUGCGGGUGCUUCCUGCAGUGUCAAAACAACCCGGGUAUACCAAACGCAAAAUUCUUGCUGAAAUUGCAAGUUUCUUCGACCCGCUAGGUUGGGCUGCACCGGUCUUGAUCUAUGCCAAGAUAUUGAUGCAAGACCUCUGGAUUCUGGGAGUCGAGUGGGAUCAAGAACUCCCCGAAGAGGUGCGCUUACAAUGGUGUCGAUUCCGGACUUCCUUGGACCAGCUCGACGCUUUGUCCAUUCCCCGUUGGACAAAUUAUUCGAAGAGUGCGCGGAGCGUAGAACUUCAUGGCUUUUGUGAUGCUUCACAAAGAGCUUAUUCCGCCGCGGUGUAUAUGAGAGUGGCAUAUGCGGAAGAUACCUCUACCGUUUUACUUGUCGCCAAAACCAAGGUCGCUCCGGUCAAGGCGGUCAGUGUACCCAGACUGGAGUUGUGUGGAGCGGUACUCCUUGCCAAACUUCUCGUGACCGUGAAGAAUGGACUCGACGUUACCACGACAAUCACAGCGUGGACAGACUCGAGUGUGGCACUCUGCUGGAUCAAAGGGCAUGCUUCGUUGUGGAAGCCGUUUGUGGCUCACAGAGUAGCCACCAUACAGGGCCACAUCCCAUCUAAUUGCUGGAGACAUGUGGGGACAGCUAGUAAUCCCGCAGAUUUGGCGACCCGAGGUAUCCAACCUUCCGAACUUUUGUCUUCGGAUCUAUGGUGGAAAGGACCACCUUGGUUACAGGCUUCGCCUGCUGCGUGGCCGGCUCCGAUGUUACAGGAUCCAAAAUCAGCGGAGUUGGAAAGGGGAACCGCCCAAGUACACGCGGCUCAAGUUAAAACGCAGCAUCAAACAGAUCCGCUUCUGAACCGAUUCUCCACCCUUUCCCGCCUCCUCUCAGUCAUUAGCUACUGUUUCAGGUUCAGUCGGCUAACCAAAGGGCAACCUGCGGAAACGGGUUUUUUGAGAGCUGCAGAGCGCGCCUCAGCUCUUCGAGCGGCGCUACGUAUCUCUCAAGCCACGACGUUUCCAGACGAGAUUGUCCAGCUUCAACGGACAGGGAAACUACGGCCGAAGUCACCGCUCGCCGCUUUGCAGCCUUUUCUGGAUGAUGGCGGACUAUUAAGAUUGGGAGGAAGGCUUUCCAACGCACCGCUUCCUUACAAUGAACAACACCCGAUCAUUGUAGCAAAAACCUGCCCUUUAGCUACGCUUUUGGUGAAGGAUGCUCAUCUGCGACUUCUCCACGGGGGUCCGCAGGAAACCAGAAGCCUCCUCGCCCAGAAAUUUUGGAUAUUACGGGGGAGAACGUUGGUGCGAGCUAUUAUCAAAGGAUGCGUGCGUUGUGCCCGGUUCAGUGGAAAGCCUGCCAGUCAACUGAUGGGUCAGUUGCCAGCAGCGCGUGUGACUCCCCAGCGAGCGUUCCUCUCCACCGGAGUGGAUUAUGCUGGGCCUAUCCUGCUUCGAACAUCCGCAGGACGGGGCCACAAAGCAUACAAGGGCUAUAUCUCGCUCUUCAUUUGCCUAGCUACAAGGGCAAUCCAUCUCGAGGUCGUGUCGGAUAUGUCAGCCUCGUCAUUCUUAGCAGCCUUUCGUCGAUUCGUUAGCCGUCGAGGUCGUUGCACAACCCUGCUGAGCGACAACGGCACGGUGUUCCAUGGGGCCGACAGGGAACUGCGAAACCUCUUCAACGGAGCUUCGGAUUUCUAUGGCGAAGCGGCAGCCGCUCUUGCAGCCGAUGGGACGGAUUGGAGCUUCAUCCCGCCACAUGCGCCUCACUUUGGCGGUCUAUGGGAGGCAGGGGUUAAAACCGUAAAAUAUCACUUGAGGAGAGUCAUCGGCGAUUCCAAACUCACUUUUGAAGAAAUGUCGACCCUCCUUUGCCAAAUCGAAGCUUGUGUUAACUCACGACCGCUGCACGCGCUUUCGGAUGACCCAUCCGAUCUGUCGGCACUCACACCCGGUCACUUUCUAAUUGGGGAGCCACCAUCCGUUGUUCCAGAACCCGAGGAGGAGCCGAACCGCUCGGCUUUGUUGUCCCGUUGGCGUCAAAUAACACAAAUGCGCUCCCAUUUUUGGCACCGCUGGAGGAGGGAGUAUAUUCAACACCUCCAACAAUUGACAAAAUGGCGCCAACAACGAGAAAAUCUGAAGGUCGGGAACCUUGUCCUCAUACGGGACGACAUAUUACCUCCGACAAAGUGGAAGAUGGGACGCGUCGCUGAGUUGCACACUGGGCAGGAUGGAUGCGUUCGAACGGUAACCGUCCGAACGGAGACGGGCUCGCUGUUACGGCCCAUCGUGAAGCUUUGCCUCCUACCAGUCGCUGACGAAAACGACAACUCGCGGUCUCCGCCGGGCUCACCGGUAACGUGA